Acanthopagrus latus (yellowfin seabream) is the source of this 2249-nucleotide messenger RNA. Its product is annotated as DHRS-12_like_SDR_c-like domain-containing protein. The transcript has 11 exons. Lineage: Eukaryota; Metazoa; Chordata; Actinopteri; Spariformes; Sparidae. The record is from RefSeq and is a predicted model, not a curated record. Bases 391 to 1353 code for a protein of 320 amino acids.
CAUUGGUGGAUCUUCCCAGAAAUCAGCGCGCUCACACCUUCUCCGGUCAGAGCCGCGCCCCGCCGCGCUCUGGGGAAGCGCGGAUUGGCUGUCCGGUGGCGGCCGGGCAGAGCAGCGCGCAGCACGGACAGCACUGACUUGAAGGAGAGGAGCCAUGUAACUUCCACGGGAGAUGUCCCCUUAAACAGCCAGAGUGGACUCCUGUCAAAGUGCGCGCGCAGUGGGAAUGGCGCGUCCAUCCUCGCCCCCCCCCCCCCCCCGGGUGCCGCUGGGUGGCCGCUGGAGCCGUCGCCCCACCGAUGUUAAUUCGGUGGGGCCACACGUGGUCCGGGUCCAGGGUAAAAGAGGAGGAGAGAGCUGAGAGCAGCGAGAGGCUUCCAGAGCACCGCCAUGUCUCUGUACCGCAACUCCGCCUGGUUCCUGAAGGGAGUGACCGAGUUCACCAGGAAUGCCUACCUGUCAGCCUCCAAGAGGUUUGUGGAGAAGGACCUGGAGGUGUCCAUGGCUGGACGUGUCUUCAUGAUAACGGGAGCCAACAGUGGCAUCGGGAAAGCCACCGCCAUGGCCAUCGCCAAGAGAGGCGGAACGGUCCACAUGGUGUGCAGGAACAAAGACAAGGCCGAGGAGGCGAGGGCUGAUAUCGUCAAGGAGACAGGAAAUAAAGAGGUCUAUGUCCACAUCCUGGACCUGUCUGAGACCAAGAAGGUCUGGGAGUUUGCUGAGGCUUUCAAGAGAAAGUACAAGACUCUCAAUGUGCUGAUUAAUAACGCCGGCGCCAUAAUGAGUCAGAGGGAUGUGAAUGCUGAGGGGCUUGAGAAAAGCUUUGCUACCAACGUCCUUGGGGUUUACAUUCUCACUAAGAGUCUGAUUCCCUUGCUGGAGAAGAGUGCAGAUCCCAGAGUGAUCACAGUGUCAUCAGGGGGGAUGUUGGUGCAGAAGCUCCGGACAGGAAACCUGCAGUCUGAGAGGGGCCGCUAUGAUGGCACCAUGGUCUACGCCCAGCACAAAAGGCAGCAGGUGGUGAUGACAGAGCAGCUGGCCAAGACUCACACAAACAUCCACUUCUCCGUCAUGCACCCUGGCUGGGUUGACACUCCAGCGGUGGCUAAUGCCAUGCCCGACUUCCAUAGCUCAAUGAAGGAGAGUCUGAGGACUCCGGAGCAGGGGGCCGACACUGUGGUCUGGCUGGCUGUCUCUGAGGCCGCAAUCACAAACCCCAGCGGACGUUUCUACCAGGACCGGAAGAUGGUGUCCACCCACCUGCCGCUGGCCUGGACCCACAGCUCUGCCCUGGAGGAGCAGAAGUUAGUGUCUCUGCUGGAGGACUUGGCCAAGACGUUUCAGCCACACUGAGACAGCAGGGACUGGUCGCCGAUACGCCGCCAACACUAACACCUUCUGUUCGUACUGACCGAGGCUGGACUCAGUGUUUCAUCCCCAUGAUGAUGUAAUACACUCCAGCAGAGGGAGCAGAUCUGGGUCCUUAUUUUCUGUUUUGUUGUGUUUUGUUGUUUUUUUUUCUCCAAAGCAUUUGGAGUUUUAACACUACCUGUGGUCUUAAAAUGGAACGGUAUGAAGAGAUACUAUGACACCUAAAGCCUUACAAUGCUGCAUUAUACUCACCUAUAACUGGGGGAACGGAGCGAGGUCCAUAAUGCUCGAUAAUUAUUUAUAUGAUGACACCUUUUACCAUUUUGUGGGCUUUAAAAAGACUAAAAUAUAACUGUGUCGGAGUGUUUGAUAGUGAUGCUGCUUCCAAAGGAUGCUGUGUUGCUGAUGGAGAGAGCGCCUUCAUACAUCACACACAAACACACACACACACAUUCCAGUCUGUUACUUUGACUUUAUGAAAGUUGUCAAUCAGAUGGGAAUCUGAUAUGACCAAAGUCACACACCACACACACACUGCAUUAUUAAUUCACAACACCAGCCGUGGGUUCAAUCUCAUACUUGUUGUCUUGACGACUUACAAACGUGCCAAGUGAUGUGUGUUUAAUGUCGUGUCACGUCAACAUGUCAGUAACUUGUGUAUUGUAGUGCAGCUUGUGCUCAGGCUGGAGACGAGGCGCCCUCUCCAUCAGUCGAGUGCCUUAAGUUACACCACGCGGCAGCGUCGUGCGACAUGUGCGAUAAAACAUGUAUUUGAGACUCAGUAAUAUCUAACCAGCACUUUUAAAAAGUACCAUAUACUGUGACGUUGGCUUGAGUUUAUCUUGUAAAUGCUUGCUUAAAUAAAGAAAAUGGCUCCA